Molecule: messenger RNA, 1490 nt
Organism: Heteronotia binoei (common prickly gecko)
Lineage: Eukaryota; Metazoa; Chordata; Lepidosauria; Squamata; Gekkonidae
Gene: CABP1
Product: calcium binding protein 1
Exons: 7
Coding region: 219-902 (227 amino acids)
Molecular function (GO): calcium ion binding
Source: RefSeq, a predicted model, not a curated record
AGUGAAUAUAAAGUUUUAAAAAACCAAAACAAAGAGAAACAGAGAGAGAGAGAGAAAGCUGUCUGAAGAGGGAAGCCCCACCAGUAGCAGCCAGUUCUUAUUUGGAUUUGACUAGUGCUGCUCGUGUCUCGCUUUACUCCUAAAGACUGCCUUUAAUGGAAUCAAUUACCCAGUUUCCUUUAUAACUGAGUCUACUGGCAAGGCAGCUUCAACAUAUUAUGGGCAACUGUGUGAAGUCUCCACUGAGAAACCUCUCGAAAAAGAAGAUCCACCAUGAGGAGAAGACAUGCUAUAAGGCUGUCCAGACGAGCGAGGAGGGGUCGUCGGGCUGCGAGUACCAGGGCCCACUCAUGGUGCUGGCCCAGAACUGCGCCGUGAUGCACAACCUCCUGGGGCCAGCAUGCAUCUUCCUGAGGAAGGGCUUCGCAGAAAACAGGCAGCCAGAUAGAGAGCUGCGUCCAGAAGAAAUAGAAGAGCUGAAAGAAGCAUUCAAGGAGUUUGACAAAGACAAGGAUGGCUACAUCAACUGCCGGGACUUGGGAAACUGUAUGAGGACUAUGGGUUACAUGCCUACUGAAAUGGAGCUUAUAGAAUUAUCCCAACAAAUUAACAUGAAUUUGGGUGGCCAUGUAGAUUUUGAUGACUUUGUGGAGCUGAUGGGACCAAAGCUUCUGGCAGAGACAGCAGAUAUGAUUGGGGUCAAGGAACUACGAGACGCUUUCAGAGAGUUUGACACCAAUGGUGAUGGAGAGAUUAGCACUACUGAACUACGAGAAGCUAUGAAGAAACUACUUGGACAACAGGUGGGGCACCGGGACAUAGAGGAUAUUAUACGAGACGUAGACCUGAAUGGAGAUGGACGAGUGGAUUUUGAAGAGUUUGUCAGGAUGAUGUCCCGCUGAAGACUGUUUUGGGCUAAAAAUUAAGCCGCAUCUGAAGGUAGAAAAGGGCCUGAAUGGAGCAUCUAGCCCUAGUGUUCCUAUGCAAAGAUUGACACGCCGACUGCACGUGAGUCAGUGCAAUACAAUGACCUGCCUCUCCGACCCAAAGUGGCCCUGAUGCUCCUUCACCUUUCCACACUGUGAAAAGACUUGCAAUCUGCUACAACUGGAACCGCUGCUCAGAGAAGCUAGCCAUGGGAAAGCUGCACUCUGGGAGCAGCCUCCGAGCAUUUGCAACCUGAUGAGACCUCCUUCCCUGCUCUUACUCUUCCACCAACCGCUGCAAAGCAACAAGAGGAGAGUUUUUUCCCAGAACUGGUGGCUUACAGCGAGGCCAUCCAGGAUUGGUGCCUGCCACAGACUGUGCUUUGCGCCUGUUUUUCCUUGGUGAACUGAGUCUGUGUGUGCUGCCUCCAUGUAUGUGUGUAUAACGUUAUUUAUGCCUCCUUGGAAUGUUUAUGUGUCUCCCAUGGGUAUGUUAAUAAGAGAAAAGACAAAUAUAUGUUUUUUUUGGAGGGGAUCAGAUAAAUAUAAAAAAUAUGAAACUUU